Messenger RNA from Daphnia pulicaria, 2065 nucleotides. It is a transcript of the gene Nup54, whose product is annotated as nuclear pore complex protein Nup54-like. The coding region runs from base 150 to 1976 and encodes 608 amino acids. Gene Ontology annotation, cellular component: nuclear pore; nuclear pore central transport channel. The record is from RefSeq and is a predicted model, not a curated record. The transcript is spliced from 8 exons. Gene Ontology annotation, molecular function: structural constituent of nuclear pore. Gene Ontology annotation, biological process: protein localization to nuclear inner membrane; NLS-bearing protein import into nucleus; nuclear pore organization. Lineage: Eukaryota; Metazoa; Arthropoda; Branchiopoda; Diplostraca; Daphniidae.
UUCCUUGUAGCAGACAGAAAAAAUGAAGUUUCAAGUUUUGAACGUGAACGCUAACGAUAUCAUUGAAAAUCGGCUUGUCGACUUUUUUACCAAUUAGACAGAUACUAAAUAAGAUUUAUACAAGAAAGUAAGGAUAACUUAUUCUUGAGAUGGCAUUUUCUAGUGGAAGUCUUUUCCAACCAACCCAGUCUACUACAUCCAAUACAGGAGGGCUGUUUGGAGGAACUGGUCAGACUGGUACUACUCCAUUUGGAGGCUUUGGUGUGCAGCAAGUUAGCACAGCAAAUCAGUCCUUUUCAUUUGGAACUCCUCAAAAUUCUGCUCCAACAUCGGGAUUUGGCUCUCAACAAACUAACACCACUGCAACAGUACCUUCUUUUGGUUUUGGCAGUACCCAACCUACUUCAGGUGCUCCAGCGUUUGGAUUUGGUACCACCCAAACUAGCACAGCUGCUCCAUCGUUUGGAUUUGGUGCAACACAAACAAAUACCACUACACCUGCUUUCGGAUUCGGUGGAACUAAUACUGGUGGAGCUCCAUCAUUCAGCUUUGGGCAGCCACAGACAAGCAACGCUGGAUUCGGUUUUGGCACUGGAGCCCCUGCUGUCUCAUCGUCGUCCGGACUUUUCUCUGGAACAGGAUUUGGAUCUUUUGGAACAUCCCUGGGAGGAACCGGGAUAACAACACCAGCUUCUAGUAGCUUUUCUUUGGGAACUACAUUUGGAAGUACAGCCCCAACAACAGGGCUGUUUGGUCAACAACAACAACAAACGUUUGCUCCUGCUCAGCAAGCCGGUACUGCUGUCGAAUCUGUUCUCUCAUCCGUACUUUACUGUAACAUUUACGGUGAUGAGCGCGAUGCAAUCUUGGCUCGUUGGAAUCUCCUUCAAGCAGCUUGGGGAACCGGAAAAGGAUUUUACUCUGGCACGGCUAGUGCUAUCCAAUAUACUGCAGAGAAUUCAUUGUGUCGCUUUAAAGCCAUUGGCUACAGCAAACUACCACAAGGAAAGAAUGAAGAUGGAAUAAUUGUUUUGCUGUUUAACAAACCCGAAACAGAUAUUCGGCGAGACCAAGCUCAGUUAGUCAGUGUGAUAACUACGGCGCUGGGCAAUAAACCCAAUCUGAAUGUGUCCGUCGAGGGCGUGUCUGGCCUGGACACAAAUAAGACAGAGGUUUUGAUUUGUGUUCAAGAACGCUCAGCAACUGGCGCAAUUCAUAAAGUGCCUGCCAUUGAAUUGUCUAACUUCCUUUGGAAUCAACAACCAUCUGGGAUGAUGCAGUCGGCUCGUGGUCAGCUCAGCGCACUUGGAGUCGUUUCGUGUGUUCCUAGAGUCCGACCGUCACCCGAACAAUUGCGCGAAUAUCUAGCAUCGCCUCCAGCUGGGAUUGACGCUCGCAUUUGGAAACAAGCUCAAUCAGAAAAUCCUGAUCACGAUAACUUCAUACCCAUACCACUGAUCGGAUUUGGUGACCUUGUUCGUCAUUUACACCUACAGGAGAAAGAGACUCGACGACACCAAGGAACCCUGGACAAGUUAGCUGAGGAAUUAGCAAGUCUGCAAUCUCGUGCAUCAGAAACAUCGGUUGCGCUAAGUGAACAGCGACGACGAUACAUCGACUUGCAACAUCGAAUCCUCAAAGUUCUUAUAAAGCAAGAAUGUUCUCGGAAAGAAGGUUUUGCUCUACAGCCUGAAGAGGAACGUUUGCGGGUGCAGCUAGAGUCUGUGCACAAUGAACUAAGCAUCCCUACACAAUUUCGAGGUCGCUUAAACGAAUUGCUUUCGCAAAUAAGAAUGCGCCAAUCUGCCUUUACGCCAGCGGAACGAAUGACUGAGAGGUACAACAUUGAACCAAAUGUUUUGGAUGAUCUAAAACAAGUCCUUAAGUCACAACAAGAAGGAAUGGCUCAGUUAAUGAAUGUAUUGAAAGAAGAUUUCAAUGAUUUGCUUGUUUUAGAUAAUGCUUUGAAACACUAAAAUAGCGAACGGAAAUAUUCUUCAUCAACUAAGUACGAAUUUUACUGUUUUCAAGGGUCUAAUACACGGACAAAAAAUUUCAUUAAAAA